Spodoptera exigua (beet armyworm) is the source of this 903-nucleotide messenger RNA. The record is from the annotation of a GenBank genome assembly. NCBI's taxonomy places the organism in Eukaryota, Metazoa, Arthropoda, Insecta, Lepidoptera, Noctuidae.
AUGUUAAUUAUCCAGGAAUAUACCACUACCACUGAAACUACCACUACAACAAAGGCUAUCAAAACCAAUGAGAAAGCCAAUUUACGCGUAGGGAGCGGACUCUACGUUGAUCCUACCACGUACAGAGUUCGUGUUGGGUCAAGUCACGUAGACGAUUCAGAUAAGCUUUUUAAACUGGGUACCGGGAUCUCGACCUGGUGCAGGCGAAAGAAAGGCCUGGAUCAGUCAGUUAAACCAGCGGGCCAAGUAAAAGGGGCUAAACGGAGCCUGUCAAAACCAAGACACGUUCUGGAAAAGCUCUUGAGAAGGACACGGGUGGCAGCGAUGGUUUUAUCAAGGUGGAGAGAAGAGGAAGAAGAAGAAGCUUCCUUGUCAGAACGGGUGUGGUACUGCAUUGGCAGGACCCAACAUGUUGCUACGUCCAGCCAUUCGACAUCGCUGCUGUACGUGUCCAGGCUGCAUCACUCCACAAAGGUUGAGGAGGUCAUAGAAUACAUGCGUGUAAAGUUCAACUGGACUUUGAGGGUCGAGCUAUUGAAACCGCGACACAAAACGAACUUCAAGUCGUUCGUGGUGCUCGUUCCGACUAAUCACCUCGAAAAGUUCCUCAAAGACGAGUUUCCGCCGAAAGACAAAAGAGACGAAGACGAAGAAGUGUGUACGUAUGGUAAUCCUCUCCUCUAUGGAAAAUCUUUAGUGGGAAUACUGAUAUAUGCUAAAGGUUGCGCAAAUCAGGUGACUCCAGCUGUGUAUACCAGGAUCUCGGAGUACACCAAUUGGAUCGAUGUCACGAUGACGAUGGAUUCGCAUCGCGGUGACCAGCUAAUCGGUGCCACCAGUUCAAUUAACAUAGUCGGAGUCACUCUUCUGAUCCCCUUGUUAUUUUUACUUCUGAGCGUCUAG